Molecule: messenger RNA, 703 nt
Organism: Sorex fumeus (smoky shrew)
Lineage: Eukaryota; Metazoa; Chordata; Mammalia; Eulipotyphla; Soricidae
Gene: PSMG3
Product: proteasome assembly chaperone 3
Exons: 2
Coding region: 125-493 (122 amino acids)
Biological process (GO): proteasome assembly
Source: RefSeq, a predicted model, not a curated record
GGGGUGGGUCCAGGCGUUCUCGGGUACCGCGCGCGGCGCUGCCCGCUGCCCGCUGCCCUGCCCUGCCCCGCGGCGCCGGCCGGCUCGCCCCGUCUCCCUGCGUUGCCGUGUCUGCCGUCCCGCCAUGGAGGACCGGCCGCCCGUGGUGUCCAGGCAGCAGAGCCGGCUGGUGCGCGGGGUCCCCACGCAGGUGGUCUGCACGGCCUUCAGCAGCCACAUCCUGGUGGUGGUCACGCAGCUCGGGAAGAUGGGCACGCUCGUGGCCCUGGAGCCCAGCCCGGUGACUGGCGACGUCGGCAAGCCCAUGCUGAGCACGCGGGUCCUCCUGGGGCAGGACGAGCCACUCACCCACGUUUUCGCCAAGAACCUGGUGGCGUUCGUGUCGCAAGAAGCCGGGAACAGAGCGGUCCUGCUGUCGCUGGCCUUGAAGGACAGAAGCCUGGAGGGGCUGCAGGCGCUGCGGGAGGUCAUUCAGACCUGCCAGGUGUGGUGACCCCGCCCAGCACCAUCCUGGAUGCUGGCCUCGCAGAGGAACUUGUGGCUGGACCUGCCGUGGGCAACGCAGCUGCCCGGAGGGAGCUGGCCCGGCCGGGCAGGGCCUGUAGAUGGAGAAUAAGUCACCACCAGCUCGCUGCCCCCUGUGCACGGUGGCAGUUGUGGGAGGAGUUUUUUUUUUUAUUAAGAAUAAACAUGUGUCUCAGAA